Molecule: messenger RNA, 2340 nt
Organism: Toxorhynchites rutilus septentrionalis
Lineage: Eukaryota; Metazoa; Arthropoda; Insecta; Diptera; Culicidae
Product: GPALPP motifs-containing protein 1
Exons: 3
Coding region: 169-1551 (460 amino acids)
Source: RefSeq, a predicted model, not a curated record
AGUAAUGUCGAUGUAACCUUAAAACGUUCAAAACAAAUAUUUUAUGGUUGUGGAUAGUUUUAAUUUUGUUGCUUCUCACAAUAAAAAAGGAAAGCGAAAAAUACGUACCGAACCUGUGAACCCGCUUGGGAAACGACAAGCAGAACUCCUCGUAGUCGUCGAUAGAUCAUGUCCGACUCAGACACCACGGAUUCAGAUUCAGGUAUACGCUUCAAGACAACAUCAACCCGUUUCAGGUUGGGAUGCAUAGAGAAGUAUGCGACCACAUCCGAACCAAGCCACUCUGCAGAUUCCAGUAAUGGGCACAGACAAAGCCGCCGUUCCGAACGGGAUAACCAUCGGAGAAGUGAUGACCACAGAACGAAUCGUCGCAGCAAACGCAGUUCCUCCAGAAGUAAGAGUCGCAGCCGCAGUCGCGAACGGCGAAAGCAAAAGGAGAAAGAUCGUCGAAGGCACCGAAGUCGAUCCCGGUCCAAAUCGAAAAGACCUCAAAGUAAACGGGAACCGGAUUCAAAUUCCGCCAGCACAAGCCAAGCUCCAUCUGCAACCAUCGAUAUUACGGAUACAAGUUCAGUUGCUAAACAGUCAAAAGUUUUAGAUAUAUCUGUUUCAUCGCUAUCAUCGCAAGAAGAUCCCAUUGGAAAAGAAGAAACAUCCGAAGAUAUCUUUGGGCCUGCCCUGCCACCAUCACUGCAGCAGAGUGAAGUGAGCAAACCUACCAACAACAAUGGCCCUCAUGAAGACGAGAAGACUGACUCAAUUGGGCCUGCGCUUCCACCACACUUAAUCAACAAAACACAAGAAGAUGAAGAUAACCUCGCCACCGAUAGUAUCAACAUUGUUGGACCCACCCUUCCAGCUGGUUGGAAACCAUCCGAAGUGACCAAUGACGAUGGUUCGGAGUCUGAGCUUUCACCAUUCUCAGAAGAAGAACAAAACGAUGAUGACGACUUCAUAGGACCCGUUCUUGGCGCUUCCAGUUCAAGAUCCCACGUGGAGCUGGAGCAACGUGCGCUGGAAUUAAAAAUACAACGUUUCGACGGCGAGAAAUAUACGAAAGGUGCCACCGUUUCAUCUCGCGAGGAUUGGAUGCUGGAACUGCCAGACAUCCGGAAGGUGGGCGAUAUGGGACUGGGUGCCAGACAGUUCCGAACUCGCGAAAAGCAACCAAUCGGUGACCGAUCGGUAUGGACUGACACACCGUCGGAUAGAACCACUCGCAAAAAGAGUGGCCAUUCGUCAAAAGAUCCACAGUACGACCAUGAAAUCGAACAAGAACGACGACGAGCAGCUGAUCGUGAUAAGCAGCAGGAGGAAUUGGUCAAACGACACAAGAAAAAGCAUAAAAGAGACAAAUCGAUGCUGGAAAUACACCAAACGAAAGUUAAAAAAGAGAAAACAAGCAGUUCUUCGGAACCAACAAGAAGACCAUUUGAUCGCAAUAUUGACCUACAUGCAAAUCGAUUUGACGAUGCACAGAAAAAGGCUAUUUAUAAAAAAGCACAACUUCUGGACACGCGCUUUUCUAGUGGUGCCUCGAAGUAUCUGUAGAAGCGUAUCACUUGAAUCUGGUGUUCAUACUUUUGAUUCCGUUACAACAGUGAUAAGGGAGUGAUAUAUAAUUUUAUCGUUUCCAUUUCCAUUUAGAAAAGUAAGUUUAAAACAUAAUACGCCUGCUGUAAAACAUUUUUAUCAUCAGAUUAGUUUGAUUUUUUUUUAUUUAAGGCUGACCUUUCACUCAAUAAAAAUAUGUGUAAUUCAAACAAUGAAACUUAUUCCAUAAAGUGGAACACACUAAUCAAUUAGUUACUUUUGAUAAACAGGCAUCAGAAAUAUAAUGUUGAAUACUGAUUUUGCGAUACUUGGUUAGUAACAUGUAUUGUUUCAUUCACCCUAACAUCACAUACAAACGGGUCAUAUAAUUGACCCCGUCCUGUAUACCGAAGAGUUUUGCGGUUUCUCGACGUUUUAUGCAUUUUAAGUCAUUUGGGAUCGAAUUUUUUUUUUCGAUUUUUCAAAUUUCCUCUACUCCUCCCUUGGAAGAUUUGCGAGAAUCAAAAAAUCAAAACUUUGAGCGCUUUGAGGCACCCCUAAAUCAUGUCCGAUUGAGCUGAAACUAUGCACAGGUCAUUUAUUAGGCUAAUAAACAACUUGUACAUGGUCGGUUUUUUAAAUUCGAUGAUGAUUUUUUUUCAUACAUCCAUUGCCACCUUAUAAUACAUAUAUAUAGUUCAGUAAAAAAUGUUUAUUUUUCAUAAUCUUGCAUGUAUAACUGCUUUUCCAAGGAAAAAUAAAAAAUUCGACCAGUACGACACCCAUGCCCAAAAUUAAUACGACCGC